This is a messenger RNA of Nilaparvata lugens (brown planthopper), 751 nucleotides long. Its product is annotated as low density lipoprotein receptor adapter protein 1. NCBI's taxonomy places the organism in Eukaryota, Metazoa, Arthropoda, Insecta, Hemiptera, Delphacidae. The record is from RefSeq and is a predicted model, not a curated record. The transcript has 7 exons. The coding region runs from base 159 to 647 and encodes 162 amino acids.
UAUUUUCAUAGUAUGUCUUUAUUGUUAAAUACCUGGGAAGCACAGUAGUCACUAAUAACCAUACGCCUUCUGAAGCUGUUAGCACUAUUCUCUCAUUGGCAAAAGCUACGAAACGAAAAAAGAACAGAGUGAAUGUGACUAUCUCACUGUCUGGAAUUAUGGUUACUGAGAAAUCAGGGAGUUUGAUACUAGAUGCCUCCGUUUACAGAAUUUCCAAUUGUGCUACUGAUCCACAGAGGAGAAAUAUAUUUGCGUUCUUUGAAACUAAUCGAAAUGACAUCACACAGUGUCAUGCGUUCCUAUGUGAUAAUAGCAAAGUGGCACAAUCUGCCACUCUGAGGAUAGCACAUCUGUUCAGGACUGCGUUCGAGGUAUGGCACAGGGGUCAUCAACUCACAUUGCAAGAAAAACAGAAUUCAGAAAAGUUGAAAGCUGAUAUCAAAAGUGCACCACUUAUUGAUUUCUCUCCUGAGAUUAAACCAAAUAAUUGGGUAACAUUUGAAACAGAAGACAGAGAAAUUUUUGUUAACAAACCUCAUCAACCACCUUUUAUAAGUAUGGGGAGACCACUGCUCUACUCUACUCCAAGAAGAGGAAGGGGAAUUAACACUGGGCUCUCAGGCAACUCUAGUUCUCCAUGGAGUUGAGACCCAACCUUAUUUUAUUUGUUAGUGUAUAAGAAACUCUGUAUAAUAUUUUAAAAUGUAUAUGACCUGUAUUAUAAAAUAAAAAUAUAUUUUCAAAUUAAAAA